This is a messenger RNA of Sphaerulina musiva SO2202, 2967 nucleotides long. RefSeq names its product SAPS-domain-containing protein. The transcript has 3 exons. The coding region runs from base 1 to 2967 and encodes 988 amino acids. Lineage: Eukaryota; Fungi; Ascomycota; Dothideomycetes; Mycosphaerellales; Mycosphaerellaceae. Gene Ontology annotation, molecular function: protein phosphatase regulator activity; protein phosphatase binding. Gene Ontology annotation, cellular component: nucleus; cytosol. The record is from RefSeq and is a predicted model, not a curated record.
AUGUUUUGGCGCUUUGGCGGAUAUGCCAACGUGAGCACCAUCAACACCAUCCUCGACAAACAGGAUGUCACUCUCGAGGAACUACUGGACGAGAGCGAUCUGAUCCAGGAACUCAAGCAGCAGAACAGCAAGCUCAUUGAGUUCCUGCGCGAAGAGGAUCACUUGAAGAAGCUCUUGACUUAUGUCAUUGCCGAGCCGAAGACCGAGGAGGAGACAGCAGUAGCGGCGGCGGCGGCGGCGGCAGCAGCAGCAGCAGCAGCAACAGACGCAGGCAGUGAGCAGAAGGAUGCUGCGCCGGGAACUCCCAAGUCUCCAGGUGAAGACGAGAGGAGCGGCGGUAUCUCCUUCUUCAAGGGCAAGAGCCGUGCAAGGUCCAAAUCUACGAAUAAGAACUCGCCGGACGGCGAGACGGAGCAAGAAAAGAACGAAGCUCAGCGCAAGAAAUAUGCAUACGUAGCAUGCGAAGUGCUUUCCUCAGAGGUCUGGUCCAUCAGCGAGGCUCUUCUCGAGCAAAGAGAGAAUUUGCGCGUCUUUUGGCAAUAUGUGCAGCGACCUGCACCUCUCGAUGCGCUACAGGCUGGCUACUUCACCAAGGUCAACGAAGCGCUGCUCGACAAGAAGACAGAGGAAAUGCUGGACUUCUUCAGAAACCUUGACGGGAUCGUGCCAGCGAUGCUACAGCAUGUGGACUGUCCCAUGAUUAUGGACUUGUUAUUAAAGAUCAUCUCACUGGAGAAGCACGAGGGUGGGCAGGGCAUUGUAGACUGGCUUCAGCAACAGAACCUCAUCCCGCAGCUGCUGGGAUACCUGUCUGAUGAACACAGCGGAGCAACGCAAACCUCGGCCGGGGACUUUCUCAAGGCAAUCAUUACCAUCUCUGCGAAUGCUACUACGCAGGAUCAGUCGGUGAUUGGCCCAAACGAGCUGACGCGACAACUUGUGUCGGAGCCUUGCAUACAGUCGCUUAUCGAUGGCAUGCUCAAAGGUGGAAAUCCGCUAACCGUGGGAGUCGGCAUCGUCAUCGAAGUCAUCCGAAAGAACAACUCGGACUACGAUCUUGACAAUCAAGUUGGGCCGGAGCCAAAAACGUCAGAUCCUAUCUAUCUGGGCACUCUUCUUCGCAAGUUUGCGACACAUGUACCAGAUUUUAUGCACCUAAUCAGGUCCCCGGAUGCGCAGAAGCCAGAACUGAAAGCAGCCUUUGGCCGCAAGAUUCAGCCUUUGGGUUUCGAUCGGUUCAAGACGUGUGAACUCAUGGCUGAGCUGCUCCACUGCAGUAACAUGGGUUUGCUGAACGAGCGAGGCGCAGAUGAAGAAGUCUCAAAGCGGGAUGCGGAACGCGAGAGGCUCAAAGCUGAGGGCAAGCUUGCCACACCUCGGGCACGGCAGAGUCCCACGCCAGACAUUUCCCAUGAUGAGUUUGGUAGCAGUGUUGACUCUCAAGGCUUCCAUCAUGCGCAGCGGCCCAGUGACGACGACGAGCUGAGCGAGAAGCCGGAAGAGAUCCGAAAACUGGAGGUGCAGAAUGCUUCCGACGAGGAUGGAUUCGAAAAGGUGAACAAGCCUUCGGAAGAUUUCCCAGACGAGGUUACUUUUGACGACGACUUGAGCGAAAAGAUCGACGACACGACGCAUGGAAGUUUACCGAGGCUGGAGAAAGUUGAGAAACGAGACCCAAGUGAUCCUCAGAACAAGUCGCCACAGUCUCCCAUCAGCCCAAGUGCGCUUCCGCAACCCCUGUCGCCAAAGAAGAAUGCCACGUCGCCUACGAAACAAACUCAGUUACAUUUCGAUCCUCCUCCUGCGCAUUCUGUCGACUCACCGACGACCGCGGAAGCGACUGAUCGAUUCAAUAAGCUCGAUGUCGACGAGGACACAGUGAUGUCUGAGUUUGGCGAGGAGCCGACGGAAGAGGAUGACGGCCCAUCAGAACUCGAGCGAGAAUUAGCACGCUCUGCCGAUAAGCCUGCACCUCUUUUUGCCAAGAAGACUCCCACGAUACCUCAUGACGAGACGACGUCUGCCGGUAGUGAAAGCUCGCAAGAUAUCGAGCAAAGCACAGCAACUCUGCAUGCUCAAGACCCGAGCACACUAUCCAAUGGCGAAAGAGCGCCUUAUGACACUGAGCUGGAUGGAACACCUGUUGUGGGCGACCUACUCAAACUUCGAUUCGUGGAGCACCAGGUUGUGCCCACCAUUCUUGACUUCUUUUUCCGCUUUCCUUGGAACAAUUUCCUGCAUAAUGUGGUAUACGACGUUGUACAACAAGUCUUCAACGGCACGCUGGACCGCGGUUACAAUCGGACAUUAGCAUUUGACCUAUUCACUCCCGUGCAGGGACCAGAUGGCAAGACUGCAGAGGAGAUCGGUCUUGCUUCAGGCAAAGACAUCACAGAUAGAAUUCUAGACGGCCAGGCCAAUUCGGACGAAUCGCAGAAGCAUAAGGGCAUGCGAUUGGGCUACAUGGGCCACCUGACACUAAUUGCAGAAGAGGUGUGCAAGUUUGGUAACAAACAUGCUCCGGACACACUGGACCCAGCGAUCGUGGAGCGUGUCAGUCGCGAGGCAUGGAUCACAUACGUGGAAGGCACUCUUGCCGAAACUCGGGACAAGGACAACGCUGUUCUGGGCGGCGUACGACCAGAAAACGCGAUUGGAAUCCGAGCUAUGGGUGCAAGUGGGCUGUCUGGCGGCUUUACGUCGAACACACAAAGCACGCUUGCUAGUGCGGGUCUUGGUGGUAAUAGCAACAUGACGCCUGAGGAUAGUCUGGCUCUGCAGGAAGGCACAGUCGGCCAAAGCUUUGAGAUCAACUCCGGGACUAUGCUGUCAGGCUUUGGCGACGGCGACGAUGACGAAGAGAUGGAAGACGAGGCAAUAGCACGUGAAAGAGAAAGACAACGGGCUUUCUCGGAGGAUGAACAGGUCGGUGAACUUUCGUUUGAUGUUGACAUGGACUACCGAUAA